UCCACGUAGUACUGACGUUUAGCGCCGUCCGUGGUGAGAAUCUGAGCCAGAACCCGGAAGUCCAGAUGGUUCUUUCUCAUGAGGAACAUCUCGCGCGGACUCUGCGGAUCAGUGGAGACUAGGGUCAGAACAAACACGCGACAGACGAGUCUUCGCCCAGACUCGGUCGUCUGGUACCGCCGAGGAAGACCUGAGCGGGGACUUACACACUGGCCGCGGUACUCAGGAAGGUCUGUGGGGAAGAAGUGGAGGAUCUUCAGAGACGUGUCGAUGGAACUGCAGCCGUCUCUCAGCAUCCUCAUGACGAUCUGCGGGGGACAAGGACAGGGACGGUCACAUCCGGAUCUGGGCCCGAGCCAGUGAGCCGCGGCUCCCACCAGGGUCUUGAGGCCAAAGACGAUCUUCAUGUGUUUGAUGGCCUUCACCAGGCCUGGCACCAGUCUGUGCGUCGCCUCCAGGAAACGGAUGACGCUCUCGAACCGCGGCACGUCUCGACUCUUCACGACGCUGCAGGCCCUGGCGGAGGACACACGCACUCUCCAGGGCUCCUCCAGACUCAGAGGCUGCGAGUCCACAUCCGGCCAGAGAGACGAGUCCACCACUGAGGGAGAGAGCGGGUCAAGCAGCCGCCGCGGAGGAGAGGAGGUGACGAACCAGCUCCGACCGUGCUGGAGGUCCAUCACGCGACGCGCCCAGACGUGCUCGAUGAUCCACACCGGAAGCUGAGGAAAGUUGCGCAAGGCCUCCUCCAGCUCGACCCCCUCCAUCACCGGCCCGGUCCGCUCAUGCUGAGGCUCGCAGCCGGACCCCUCUUUUAAUGCACCGCCUCGGCUGCAGACGCCGACACGGCGCGGACAUGUUGGGGCAAGUCGGGACCGGAAGUUCCUGGCUGGAAUCCGGCGCCCGCAUGUCAAAAUAAAGGCAGACACUCGGCACUGAGGAGAAGACAGGAGGCAGAGCUGGAGGUAGCAGAGAUGAAGAUGCUGAGCUUCUCUCUGGGAGUGAGAGCAGGAUGAUGAUAGGAUCGGAGGGACAGCACAUGUGCUCAGGUGUUCAGAAGACCAAGUCAGAGAGGCUGGAUGGAGAUGGUUUGGACAUGUACAGAAGAGAGAGAGAGCCAGUACAUUGGUAGAUGAAGAUGUUGAGAUGUUGGAACUGCCAGGCAGAAGGUGGAGAGGAAGGCCACAGAGGAGAUUGGUGGAGGUGGUGAAGGAGGACAUGAGGUUUGUAGGUUUGAGAGGAGAGGAAGCAGAGGACAGGGGGAGGUGGAGGAAGGUGAUCCGCUGUGGCCACCACUGAAGGGAGAAGCCCAGACAGACAGAAGACUCUUACUGCGGAGGGUCUCGGUAUUGAACCCGGAAGUAGCCUGAAGCCUCACAGUCCUCUGCGGUCGCUCGCUGGUCUUCGCUAUAACGUUUCUUCCUGAUGUCACUUAGUCCCGUAGAAGCUUGUUCAUCGAUGACAUGUGAUCUAAAGUCGGCAGCGGUCGCGUCGUUGAUUUUCAACCAAUCCUGCGUUUGUUCCAAAGCACAACACAAAUGCUAACGACUUAGCUCUGAAAGCUAACAGCGGACGAGGAGCAAGGAGCGCUCGCUGAGGUUCACCCCGCCGUCGCGUCGGCGGCUCUGUUGAGUUGGGUUCAAGUGCGGCGGAAGUGGUGAGCGCCGACUUGCCUUUGUGUUUGUGUCAAGUUAAAAGUGUAAGAAGUUCCCACCGCAGUUUAGAAGGACCGAGAUAGUUUCGUUGUACACCGGCAUAGAUAGCUGCCGCUCGCUUUAUUGACAAUCCCGUCAACCGCCCCACAUUUCCGUUACACCUUCAAAUUAAAACGGAACCACAGAGACAAAUAUCGAAUGUAACUUCUAACAAAAGUGUUUUGUGAAACCUCGGUCCGUCAUGCACGUGCCGCUGCGUCACCUGUGCAGGGCUGGGCUCACCGGUCUGGCCCCCCUCCUGCCCCCUCUGACCUCUGCUCGCUCCUACUGCUCCCGGGUCAAAGUGCGCUCUUACUUCAAGUUCCUGAAGAACAAGGUCAUGGCUCCUCCCGGGCCUCCGUACGGCCACGUGUGUCAGGUGGGCGACCCGGUGCUGCGCGCCCCUGCGGCCCCCGUGGACCCGGCGCUGAUCCCGGGCCCUGAGGUCCAGCGGGUCAUCAGCACCAUGGUGAGGGUCAUGAGAAGGCUGGAGUGCGUGGGCCUGAGCGCGCCCCAGGUCGGGGUCCCCCUGCGCAUCAUGGCCCUGGAGUACCCUCAGAAGAUGUUUGAGGAGACGGCGGCGGCGGCCAGAGAGGCACGCGGCCUCUCCGUCCAGCCGCUCAGGAUCUUCAUCAACCCGCAGAUGAAGGUGCUGGACGGACGGACGGUCAGUUUCCAGGAGGCCUGCGAGAGCAUCUCUGGUUUCUCGGCGUCCGUGCCUCGGUACCGGUCGGUGGAGGUCUCGGGUCUGAACGAGCGAGGUGAAGCCGUGGCCUGGCAGGCGAGCGGCUGGUGCGCACGCAUCCUCCAGCAUGAGAUGGACCACCUGGAUGGGGUUCUGUACGUGGACCGGAUGAACAGCAAGACCUUCAUCAACAUCCACUGGCAGGAGCACAACGAGUAGAGGUCCGAGGGCCUCGGGUCCGAACUGAGCAGAACUUGUCGAGACUUGUCUGGUUGCACGAGAGUAGCAAUAAAGAGGACUCUG
Molecule: messenger RNA, 2682 nt
Organism: Synchiropus splendidus (mandarinfish)
Lineage: Eukaryota; Metazoa; Chordata; Actinopteri; Syngnathiformes; Callionymidae
Gene: pdf
Product: peptide deformylase, mitochondrial
Exons: 3
Coding region: 1897-2598 (233 amino acids)
Biological process (GO): N-terminal protein amino acid modification; peptidyl-methionine modification
Cellular component (GO): mitochondrion
Molecular function (GO): peptide deformylase activity
Source: RefSeq, a predicted model, not a curated record